Molecule: messenger RNA, 3561 nt
Organism: Petromyzon marinus (sea lamprey)
Lineage: Eukaryota; Metazoa; Chordata; Hyperoartia; Petromyzontiformes; Petromyzontidae
Product: F-box/WD repeat-containing protein 5-like
Biological process (GO): protein ubiquitination
Cellular component (GO): Cul4-RING E3 ubiquitin ligase complex; SCF ubiquitin ligase complex
Molecular function (GO): protein binding
Source: RefSeq, a predicted model, not a curated record
UCCCUACGCAAGAUGUCGCCGACGUUUCGCACGCGGUUGAGAGGUUGUUGGUGGGGGGGGGGUGACGCCGUCGAUUUAAACCGUCUCGGAGGCGCUUAUCCACGCUGGGGAAUGCAAAAGCCGCGGUGCAAGAGACUAACGCGGUGCUGAGGUGGGGGGCUGGUGGUGGUGACGCGCUCCGAAUUUGCCUCGGCGGCGUACGGCGGCGGCCUCGUCGUUUCGCCGUCACGUCGGUCCGCGAAGCAACGUCGCCGUUGAGGCGCGAGAUCAGAGGCAUGCCCUGCUGGCCCAUGCGGCGGUGGAGCUAAGAUGUUCGAGGCGACCACGGAGUUGCCGGACUGCGUGGUGCUGAAGGUCUUCUCGUAUCUCAAGCUUGGGGAGCUGGUGGCGGUCAGCGCCGUUUGCCGCCAGUGGUUUUUCGUCUCGCGCGAUGAGUUCCUGUGGAAGGACUUGUUCUACCGCCACUUUGGCAUCAAUCGCUCGGUGCCGCGCAUGCCCGGUGUGUCCUCGUGGCUGCUGGAGUUCCGGCGUCUCACCGACGCGGUCCCCUGCGUGGAGGUGGCAGUGCUCAAGGAGCACAAGGACCAAGUGCUGCACGUCGCCUUCUCGCACAAUGGGUUCAUGUUUGCCUCCUGUUCAAAGGACUGCACCGUCAAGGUGUGGAGCAAUGACGUGGAGGUGUCGGUGCUAUACAGCGAGAGCAUGCGGCAGUACAACUGGAAGCACACGCAGUUCUCGCAGUUCAACGAGGACGACUCGCUGUUGCUCGUGUCGGGCGUGCACGUUGGCCCGCACAAUGCCUCGUCUGGAGAGAUCGCCGUCUUCAACCUCGACGACUUCUCACUGCUGUCGCGCGUGAGGAAUAAGCCAUACACGGUGUUCGGCUGCUGGCUCAACGAGACACACCUCAUCUCCGGCACCGUGCACUGGAUGGGAAACCUCACGUCCUGCUCCGUGCUCUGGCUCAACAAGGCCUUCCAGGACAUCGAGUCGGAGACGUUCAACGUGGUGCGGAGGCUCUUCAAGUUCCAGAAUCUGAACGCGAGCACGGUGCGCGCUGUGAUGGUCGCCGACCCGGGCCGCCGUGUGCGUGCCGACUGCAGCACCGACGACGACCCCGAGCUACAGUCCGUGUGGCUGCCUGGAUGUCACCCCGUAAUGGAGACAGACCCCAGCCACACACCGGACUCCGAAGGAGCGGAGGACGAGGCAGCUCGGCCCGAGAGGGAGGCCUGGGGAUCAGGCUGUAGGGAUGACGCCGCGCUGGAGGCGAUGGUGGCGCAUUUGGUGAUGGGAAAUCAGCGGGUGCAGAGGGCAGCGGAUGCCACUCACAGAUCCGACUCCCCUGCCACUGCAGCUACCGCUGCUUCGACGUCGGCAUCAGCGCGGGCAUCGCUGCCGUCAGCGUCGGCAUCGUCCUCCACGCAGCCGAGUAGCCAGUCGAGCAGCGGCGCCACGUCCGAUGCCGACGACAGCUGCCCCCAUAAAUACCUCAUCUUCGUGAAAGGGGGGCUCACCUACACUCCGCACAAGAUUGGCAUCAAGCGCAUUGCCGCCGAGCAGAUGUCGUGCGACUGCCCUGACGAGACGGGCCAUGAGGAGUUCUUUGACUGCAUCGACCACCUGAUCGACGUGCGGGGGCAUGUCGUGGGCAUGGGGCUGUCUCCGGAUCACAGGCUGCUGUACGUGAGCUGCCGUGCGUGGCCCGAGGGCUGCAUCAUCAGCGACCCGCUCAACCCGCCGCCCAUCGCGCAGGAGAUGGAGCUGCGCGUGUACGAGCUGGGCACGGCGCGCGAGCUCAAGCGCACGCCGCGCGCCCAGCGGGCCUACACCCCCACCGACGAGUGCAGCUUCUUCCACCUGCACGUCAGCCGCCACUUCAUCGCGAGCGGCUCAGAGGAUCACAACGGCUACAUCUGGGACCGGCACUACAGCGUGCGGCUGGCGCGACUGCCGCACGACGACUGCGUGAGCUCGGUGGCGCUGAGCCCCGUGGAACAGGAGAUGGCGGUGACGGCGAGCGCCGAUCACACGCUCAAGGUGUGGCGCUCGGCCCGCGUGGCGCGUAUCAUGACGCAGACACGCAAGCCACGCCGCACCACCUUCUCCUGGCUCAAGAGCUAGCCGGCAGGACGAGCGCUCCGAGUCAGCCAGUCGGUGGUCUGACGUGACCGAUGAGAUACCGCUGAGAGACAAUCCAGCCCAAGUGUCUGAGAGUCGGCAGUGCGCGGUGUCUUUUUUAUUUGCCCUGACGUGGCCGGUUCAAUUUCACACUAACUGCAGGAUCGUACCGCGAUCAGGGCGGUGACAUAGGCCCAGUGGGUAGCGCAUUCACUGUUUGUUGCAUAGGUUUGAGUUUGGAGCCAGUCGGCCACCCUGGUUUUCAGUGCAGGUACAUUAAGCUUAAAAAGUCGCAGUCUGUUGCAUAGGUGCUGUGACGUAACUUUAAACAAGUAGGCCAUUGUGUGCCGGCGUCAUGGUCAAAUUUUACAACUUCGAAAAUAACUCUCAAAUUACUUUAUUGCGAUUAGUCAUAUAGCAACCAAGCUACUGGCAAACCAAUGCCUGCUUGCAGGGCAGGCGCUGAGUUACCUCGUACUGUAGAGGGACAGCCGCCGCUGGGGGUGCCCUUUCAAAUGUUUGAGAUGAGAUGCACGAUGCGAGUCGCUUAUCGCUUGUUAAGCGCUCUCGGAUGCCUCCGCGCGAAGGACACUGUUAUCAAAACUAAUUAUUGUUGAAAAACUUGAGCAUGCGCCGUCCCUUAACUGGAAACCGCUUCGGGACACUGAGCAGCUUAUGAACCCCCUGCGUUUGUUCCCCGUGCUGUGCUCCUAAACAUGACACUAAUCCUCACCCUGUCUCGACCGCCGUUGCCUAAAGGCUUCACCCGUCUCCUGCCAUAGCCCCCGUCACCAGACAAACUUGUAUCGUGUGUUCCUCAUUCGAAUGUGUGUUUACAUGUUGACCUGAUUUGUGAGGUUUUUGUUUAUUUUUUGUUUGGGGAUGGGUUGGGCCUGCAGGUGAGGUGUCGUGUUCCAUGAAUCUCGUUACAAAACUAUUUGCCAAUGUGUGCCAAUCGGUGAGUGAAGUUGCUGCACUGCAUGUUGCCGAACGGUAAUUGCUAAUGUGCAUGUGAGCACUUUGGAAUACAAUGCUGUCCGCUUGUUGCACAGUUAAUAAGACGUCAAAACUCGUGGUUGCAGUGUUUUUCGCUCGGCUACAUUGAUACAGAUAGUCCCCGGGUUACGAUGGUCCGACUUACGAUAUUUCGAUUUUUACGAUGGCGAUAGCAAUACGACAAAAUUGUAAAAUAUUUUAAAUUUAGCGCGGCAGGCAAACGCAGCAGCGUACAAGAUAUGAUACUGUACGUUGGGACGCUGCCGGGAUGUACGCAUCUCCCGCCUUGUGUGAUGCCUCACUCUCGCCAGCGGUCGACGGAGUUAAGUUGUCUCGGUGUUAGCGCGUGUAUUUUUUUUCUGUUUUUUUUUCCUGAAAAAACUUUCUAUUGAAUUGCAUGUCAUAUAGGUAGGCUAAGAAUUUACCUUGUUUUUUUACUUUACA